Molecule: messenger RNA, 452 nt
Organism: Triticum urartu
Lineage: Eukaryota; Viridiplantae; Streptophyta; Magnoliopsida; Poales; Poaceae
Product: subtilisin-chymotrypsin inhibitor-2B
Biological process (GO): response to wounding
Molecular function (GO): serine-type endopeptidase inhibitor activity
Source: RefSeq, a predicted model, not a curated record
CUCCAUCAACGAUGAGCUCCACGGAGGUCCCAGUUGGCACCGGAGACCUCACCGGCGAGUCGUGGCAGAAGUCGUGGCCAGAGGUUGUGGGCAAGUCCAUCAAGGGGGUCACGGAGAUUAUUCUCAAGGACAAGCCCGACGCCGACAUCGUCGUGCUGCCAGCCGGGUCGCCAGUGACCCGGGACUUGAAGCCCAACCGCGUGCGCAUCUUCGUCGAUACCGUCGCCGACACACCCUUCACUGGCUAGCUCUAGCUUUGCAAGCGCGAAGAAAUGUAUGCGUGCCCAUGCAUGCACGCUCAUGAAUAAGUUUUAAGUAAUGGAUGAAUAAAUGCUAGCAUGUCGAGCAUCAGCAUGCCAUGGAUUGGUGUAACUUUUCGUUUCGUCCACUUAUGUGUACUUUGUUUGUGCGUUGCACUAAUUCCUGUUUGAAAGAGCACUAGGUUUGUAGUA